Molecule: messenger RNA, 1824 nt
Organism: Balaenoptera ricei (Rice's whale)
Lineage: Eukaryota; Metazoa; Chordata; Mammalia; Artiodactyla; Balaenopteridae
Gene: GAD1
Product: glutamate decarboxylase 1
Exons: 16
Coding region: 25-1809 (594 amino acids)
Biological process (GO): GABA biosynthetic process
Cellular component (GO): presynaptic active zone; cytoplasm
Molecular function (GO): pyridoxal phosphate binding; glutamate decarboxylase activity
Source: RefSeq, a predicted model, not a curated record
AGAGGACCGGGGACAACCGAGCAGAUGGCGUCUUCGACCCCUUCUUCGUCCGCAACCUCCUCGAACGCGGGAGCGGACCCCAAUACUACCAAUCUGCGCCCCACAACGUAUGACACCUGGUGCGGCGUGGCCCAUGGAUGCACCAGAAAACUGGGGCUGAAGAUCUGUGGCUUCUUGCAAAGGACCAACAGCCUGGAAGAGAAGAGCAGGCUUGUGAGCGCCUUCAAGGAGAGGCAGUCCUCCAAGAAUCUGCUUUCCUGUGAAAACAGCGACAGGGAUGGCCGCUUCCAGCGCACAGAGACCGACUUCUCCAACCUGUUUGCUCGAGAUCUGCUUCCGGCUAAGAACGGGGAGGAGCAAACUGUGCAGUUCCUGCUGGAGGUGGUAGACAUACUCCUCAACUACGUCCGCAAGACAUUUGAUCGCUCCACCAAGGUGCUGGACUUCCACCACCCCCACCAGCUGCUGGAAGGCAUGGAGGGCUUCAACCUGGAACUCUCUGACCACCCUGAGUCCCUGGAGCAGAUCCUGGUCGACUGCAGAGACACCCUGAAAUAUGGCGUCCGCACAGGUCAUCCUCGAUUUUUCAACCAGCUCUCCACUGGAUUGGAUAUCAUUGGUUUAGCCGGCGAAUGGCUGACAUCAACUGCCAAUACCAAUAUGUUUACAUAUGAAAUUGCACCAGUGUUUGUCCUCAUGGAGCAAAUAACACUUAAGAAGAUGAGAGAGAUAGUUGGAUGGUCAAGUAAAGAUGGUGAUGGGAUAUUUUCUCCUGGGGGAGCCAUAUCCAACAUGUACAGCAUCAUGGCUGCUCGCUACAAGUACUUCCCGGAAGUUAAGACAAAGGGCAUGGCGGCCGUACCCAAGCUGGUCCUCUUCACCUCAGAACACAGUCACUAUUCCAUAAAGAAAGCUGGGGCUGCACUUGGCUUUGGAACCGACAAUGUGAUUUUGAUAAAGUGCAAUGAAAGGGGGAAGAUAAUUCCAGCUGAUUUAGAGGCAAAAAUUCUUGAAGCCAAGCAAAAGGGAUACAUUCCUCUGUAUGUCAAUGCAACUGCCGGCACGACUGUUUAUGGCGCUUUUGAUCCCAUACAGGAGAUUGCAGAUAUAUGUGAGAAAUACAACCUCUGGCUGCAUGUCGAUGCUGCCUGGGGUGGCGGGCUGCUCAUGUCUCAGAAGCACCGCCAUAAACUCAGCGGCAUAGAAAGGGCCAACUCAGUCACCUGGAAUCCUCACAAGAUGAUGGGCGUGCUGUUGCAGUGCUCCGCCAUCCUGGUCAAGGAAAAGGGUAUCCUCCAAGGAUGCAACCAGAUGUGUGCGGGGUACCUCUUCCAGCCAGACAAGCAGUAUGACGUCUCCUACGACACUGGGGAUAAAGCCAUUCAGUGUGGCCGCCAUGUGGACAUCUUCAAGUUCUGGCUGAUGUGGAAAGCAAAGGGCACAGUGGGCUUUGAAAAUCAGAUCAACAAAUGCUUGGAGCUGGCAGAAUACCUCUAUGCCAAGAUUAAAAACAGAGAGGAAUUUGAGAUGGUUUUUGAUGGUGAGCCUGAGCACACGAAUGUCUGUUUCUGGUAUAUUCCACAAAGCCUAAGGGGCCUUCUGGAUAGCCCUGAGCGACGGGAAAAACUACACAAGGUGGCCCCGAAAAUCAAAGCCCUGAUGAUGGAGUCUGGCACAACCAUGGUUGGCUACCAGCCUCAGGGGGACAAGGCCAACUUCUUCCGGAUGGUCAUCUCCAACCCAGCCGCUACCCAGUCUGAUAUCGACUUCCUUAUUGAGGAAAUAGAGAGGCUGGGCCAGGAUCUGUAAUUGCCGUCCAUAGAA